Molecule: messenger RNA, 1457 nt
Organism: Larimichthys crocea (large yellow croaker)
Lineage: Eukaryota; Metazoa; Chordata; Actinopteri; Sciaenidae
Gene: zbbx
Product: zinc finger, B-box domain containing
Exons: 10
Coding region: 309-1457 (382 amino acids)
Molecular function (GO): zinc ion binding
Source: RefSeq, a predicted model, not a curated record
AGAGGCGUUGGUUGCCAUAGUAACGACAGCCCGACACAAACGCCCUAAGCAGCACGGAGACAGGAAACAUGACGCCGCCGGCGAAAAAGCUGAAAUAUUGAAAUACAAGCCGUGAAUUAUCGAGCUAUUCCUUAUAAUUGAAAGACAGUAAAGUUAAAAAAAUAAAUCGACACGUGAAAGACUGACUGUGCUAUCCGUUAAACCAAGGAGAGCACAAGAAGAAAGUCUUUGUAAAAAAAAAAAGAAAAAAGACAAAAAAAAAAACGAAAGACGGAGGAGGAAUACCUGAGACACCAGAAAGAAGAGACAUGAAUUUAAAUGACUUUGUGGUGCUCCCUAACAACAAGGCGAAAUCCGUCAAGCUCAAUGCCAGGAACCUGCAAGAACUGCAGAUGGAGACGGUGACUCUGGCCCAGGAGAGCGAAGAGAUGGAGGAGAAACUGCAACAGCUGAAAGAGAGCAUGAGUAAAGAGAAGGAGGAGAGAGGGCAUUCUGGAGGAUUUAGAUGGAAGUCUGGACAAUGUGUUUCUUUAAACAGCAAUGCUGUAACAAACACCACGAAGAAGGACAAGGAAAACAAACUCCAAAAGCUGUCAGCAGGCAAGUUGAAGAUCCGAGUGCUGAAGGAUGAACCGCUGACAGCCCCACCUCAGCCAGCGCCUCCACCCCCACCUCCUCCCAUCGGUCUUCGAACGACAAGAAAAAACAGGCUGAGGGGAACAUGCUGUGGACAAUGUGAAGUCAAGACUGCUGGACUAAGGUGUGCUGAAUGCACAGAGGACUACUGCGUUGGCUGCUUUGCUAAAUUCCACCAGAAGGGGGCACUGAAGCUCCACAGAAUGAUCCCCAUUCAGGGCGUGGUGUGUGGUGGCGUUGUACUGGAGUGCAUCAUAUUGAAUGUUAAGCCAGGGUACCUGGAACACAGGCGGACAGGAGAGAAGAGAACUUGCAGACUCCACUUGAACCCAGAACCUUUUCGCUUUCUCUGUGAGACAGAUCUACAGACUCAUGUGAGCACUCUGGAUGUUGUCAGCAGCUUCCAGAAACAGAUAAACCCUGGCUCCCAUCCUGGUACCUUUACAAGUUUUAAUCCCAGUUCCAAACCCAAUCCCAAUCGCACCAUCAAGUCCAAUGCAAUUACCAUACAAGAAGCUCAGAGCCCAGAGAAAGGAUCUAAGGCUGGGGCAAAAACUAUGCAAUUUCACCCUGAUCCCAGUCAGGUGUUGGCUGUGAAUCAGAAAACAGUGGAAUUGACUGAAGAGGGUCCGAAAAGGGAGGAUGCAAUGGGAUUUCCUGCAUCUCUUCUCAGAGGAGAGUACAAUGAAGAAGAGUCUGCAAGAUCUUUCCAGGAGGCUCUCAGACAGUGGAGAGGAGAGAAGAGUGACGGAGCAGAAGAGCCCAGGAGUGAGGAGGCAAUGUGGACACCUGUCCGGCCAGGUGACCUGCAAACUGCAUAG